AUGAACGAAAACAUAUACCGCGUCGACGAACAUGUUGGACAAGUCAGCGAUGGCAUUAACGCUCUCAAGGAUCAUUUCGAUGACGUGAUCAAGAAUGCUAAGUACAAUCUCAAGGAAGAACUGAAACGGGAACGAUUGAGCUUAGAGAACUACAGUAAGUUUGAACGUAUUUCUCCAUCGCCGCGAACUGACCCGCGCUUAGAGCGAAGGAUAAGCGAGCUCGAGGAGCGAGUCGCAAAGACGGCGCUUACUCCGAAGGAUCUUAUGAAAGAGCUGGACCUGGACCGAUCUGAGCAUACACAUGUACCAGAGGUCUCCACGGUACUCAAGGACGGGCUGAACAGUCCAACAAAGUACCAGAAUCGCGCAGGCUGGGUAGGAAACACCACCGAAUUCCGAAAUUGGCUAGGCGGGCGAGACAAGUCUCAAAUACUGUGCAUUCAAGGCCAUGGCGAGUUCGAGAAGACUUCUCCGCUGAGCUUCCUCAUCGCGCUUCUCUACGAGAAACUGGAAAGGACGCCGCGCACACUCGUUCUCCCAUUCUUCUGUGGACUCAGCAGAGUGCGCUCUGGACCAGUAAUUAUGCUACGGGCAUUCUUUAUCCAACUGCUCGCUGCAUGCAAUGCACACGGAGCAACGGACGAGGAAGGACUCCCUCUACUUUCUUUUUUGGGCCACGAUGACGUGGCGAACAUGGAAGACAUGUGCUUGGAAACAUAUCAAAAUGCAGUAGUACAGCUGUUACGCGAGUUGCGGAGGGAGCAUAAAGCGAUUUUCAUCCUCAUCGACGCCGUCGACUUCUACGACUCAGACUGGGGGGACGAGAUGGAUGAUUUCAUGAAGAACAUGAGAAAGCUGGUGAGAUCAUCCAACAAGGCAGCGGACGGAACGUCGGGUGGUGUUCUAAGGGUUCUCGUAACGGCGUCAACAUGGUCGAAGCGGUUUUCGACUCCCAAGAAGCCGAUGGUCCUGCUUGAUCUGCCCGAGCAUCUGGAUGGGUCGAUGGACGGGUUCGAGAGGUUUACGUAG
Molecule: messenger RNA, 1029 nt
Organism: Alternaria ethzedia
Lineage: Eukaryota; Fungi; Ascomycota; Dothideomycetes; Pleosporales; Pleosporaceae
Exons: 2
Coding region: 1-1029 (342 amino acids)
Source: RefSeq, a predicted model, not a curated record